UGUGACUAACUUCAAACUCAAUAUUUCUACAGCUCUGAACUGGUCUACGACUGUGAACUUCUUUACGUAACGGAAGAAUGGCGGAUGCAAAAAAAGAAACUGAACCUGCAGCAACUAAAAAGCUACCGGCAGUGCCGGAAUCAGUCCUUAAGAGAAGGAAAACUCGUGAAGCUGUACGAGCUGCACGUCUUCAAAUAUCAAUCAAGCAACGUGCGAAUCGAUACCAGAAAAGGAAAACAAUCUUCAAAAGAGCUGAAAAAUAUGUGAGGGAGUACAGAACAAAAGAAAGAGAUGAAAUUAGGUUGAUGAGACAAGCCAAAAACCGUGGCAAUUAUUACAUCCCUGGAGAAGCACGUCUUGCAUUUGUUAUCCGUAUUCGAGGUGUAAAUCAAGUUGCUCCUAAGGUACGUAAGGUACUUCAGCUGUUUCGGUUGAAGCAAAUCAAUAAUGGUGUAUUUCUGAAGCUGAACAAGGCAACAAUUAACAUGCUUCGUAUUGUUGAACCUUAUGUCACAUGGGGAUAUCCCAAUUUGAAAUCAGUUAGAGAAUUGAUCUACAAGAGAGGAUUUGCAAAGAUAAAUAGGCAGCGUAUACCUAUUACCAGCAAUUCAAUCAUUGAAAAGAAACUUGGACGUUCUGGUAUUAUUUGUAUAGAAGAUUUGAUCCACGAAAUUUUCACAGUUGGACCAAAAUUCAAGUUUGCAAGCAAUUUCUUAUGGCCAUUCAAGCUCAACACGCCUAAUGGUGGGUGGCGUAAGAAGACUAACCAUUAUGUGGAAGGUGGUGAUUUUGGUAACCGUGAAGACAAAAUCAAUGAACUUCUCAGAAGAAUGGUUUAAAUUUCUAUAAAUCUUGAUAAAUAAAAGUUUAAGUAAAAUAUA
This is a messenger RNA of Frieseomelitta varia, 881 nucleotides long. RefSeq names its product 60S ribosomal protein L7 (gene RpL7). The transcript has 6 exons. The record is from RefSeq and is a predicted model, not a curated record. Gene Ontology annotation, molecular function: structural constituent of ribosome; RNA binding. Gene Ontology annotation, biological process: maturation of LSU-rRNA from tricistronic rRNA transcript (SSU-rRNA, 5.8S rRNA, LSU-rRNA). Gene Ontology annotation, cellular component: cytosolic large ribosomal subunit. The coding region runs from base 78 to 839 and encodes 253 amino acids. Lineage: Eukaryota; Metazoa; Arthropoda; Insecta; Hymenoptera; Apidae.